Symbiodinium natans is the source of this 3030-nucleotide messenger RNA. The record is from the annotation of a GenBank genome assembly. NCBI's taxonomy places the organism in Eukaryota, Dinophyceae, Suessiales, Symbiodiniaceae.
AUGGGGAUUCUUUAUGUUUUCGUGCUUGUUCUUCUUGGGGGAGGUUGGGCCGAGCAGUACUUCAUCGAUCCCGAGCGCUUUCUUCCUUCCGGCGCUGACGACUCGAUUCGUCAGGCCUUGGAAGCAGUGCCCUCGGCACUUCUACCGGAGGCCUUGCGGCCACUUCCUGAAGGAACGAAGGUUCGCGUCACCCGCCACGAAGCCACCUUGGACAGGACCCAGAAGAUGGUUUGCGGCGUCUUUGACCAGCGAUGUGCUCGCAAGGAGCUACUGGGCCAGUUGGGUGUGGUGCUCUCUGUGAAUGGCAACGAAGUCGAGGUGCAAUUCCCACCCGACUUGCUGGUGCCAAUGCGGUCCCAUGGCCCGAAGCCCCGAUGGGGAAAUCUGGCGCGGUUUCAAGAUCUGGAGCGCCGUGGCAUUGCAAUCCUGCAUCGCCAAGCUUUGGAAAUCGAGGCCGAGAUUGCUGCUGCGCAGUCGCGAAAGAACAAGUGGGCCGAGGUGUGGGACUCCUUGCCAGCUGCAGAGAAGGCGCGGCUCCACGAUCUGAUACUCCGGCUCGAUGCCCAGCUCCUGAACGCGCAGCCGGGCGACCCGAGGACCGUGUACCCACACUUCUCUGGUGCUCACCGACCAGCGAAGGUGGCGGUGAAAGCCCCACGGGCCAUGGGCAAGCAGGAGGCCAAUGCUGCCUGGCCUGAGUUGGAAAGUGCACUGUUUUUGCCCGACGCCUUUGGUCUCCGCGGCCCUGGAGGAGACGACGUACGGCUGCAGUUCUUGCGAGAGUUGCUGUCCAGGGGCCUGGCGCCAGACUACAGCUUCCGCGGGCGGCCGCUGCUCCAUCGUGCUUGCGAGUCUGGAGACUUGCAGCUGGUGGAGCUCCUCUUUGCUUGCGGCGCCGACCUGCACGCGCGUGGUGGAGAGGAGAUGAGCUUACCGAUUGAGGUUGCAACCUUUUGCGGUCAGAUGGGCAUCCUCCGCCUUCUCCUCAUGAACGGCUCAUGCUUCGGCCGCUCCCUACACAUGGCAGCCUUGGCGGGCCAUGUUGAGGCUCUUCAGCUGCUGCUGGCCUACGGAGCACGUGCUGACCUGCGGGUGGCCGGCUACGGCGCCCUGGAUUUGGCGGUGGCUGCGGCCCAGGCACCAAUCGUGGAUCUGCUCCUCCAGUGCAAGGAGCUGGAGACCAGCGCAGAGGAGCGGCUGAGCUCCCAGGUGCAGGGCCGAUUCGGCCUAGCAGGCCGAAGCCGGCGCCUGCAUCUGGCAGCCAAGCUGGGUGGCCCCAGAGGUGCUAUCAUGGAACUGCUCCUCAAGCAAGUCAGGGCGCUUCGAGGUGACGACUCCUGGCUUCUCAUGGAAGCGGAGGACGGCCGCACGCCUUACCAGGUUGCCGCUUUGCCGAUUCGCUUGCAGAUGAAACCCAACUGCCUGGAUGUUUGGUCGACGCUCCUGCGCAGCUGGCCACAGCCUGCAGGUGAAGCAGGGCUAGCAGCCCUUCGAACCGUGCUGGAGGCGAAGGGCGACGCCAACACAGCGAAUGCUGCCGGUUGGACACCCUUGCUGUUGUGCGCCAUGGUUGAUAGGGGCGAUGCUGUGGAGCUGCUGCUGAAGCACGGCGCCGAUCCGUAUCAGGCCGGACCACGAGGGCGCACAGCCAUGCUGUGGGCAGAUUGGUACCGCUGCUCCUCGGCGCUGGCGAUGCUGAAGGCUGACGGCCGCCGCGAGAAGCGCGAGGAUCGCGAAGGCCUGAAGAGGCUGCAAACGGCGAUGAAGGAGGACUUCUUCCUGAUCAUUCGGCAUGGCGCGCUGGAGGUGGCCCAGGAGGCUGUGGAGGCAGCCAAGCCGAGGCUGACGAUGAACGGCCAGACGUUGCUCUUUGCAGCCGCGGCGCGGCCGCAAAGCCUCGAUGGGGCCGAGUACCUCUGCCGCCGGCUCGUGGCCAAGCAUGUGAACGUCAGGGACACCGACGGGCGAGGAAGGACGCCGCUGUUCUAUGCAGCUGAGGCCGGCCACGCUGGGCUUUGCGCCUUCCUGGUGGCAGAAGUCGGCAUGGAGCUGGAGCGGCAAGAUGAUGUCGGCCUCACCCCGCUUGCAUGCGCCCUGCAGGCGGGCCACAUCGAUGCAUCCAUCAGCUUACUGCGCCAGGGAGCCUCCUUAGGCCUGGUGAACAAAGAGGGGAAGGGGAUCUACCAGUUUGCCUCGGAGGGCACUCUCGAGCUCCUCCGUGAGCGACUUUCCGAGUGGGCACAAGCUCCGAGGGCUUCGGGCAGCCCUGGAAGCCAAACGAUCCGUACCUUGAGCGGUCACAAGCGUAAGCGUGGAGACUCCCAGAGUUCGCGUGCUUGUGGCUUGGAGGCCCUGCAGGAGUGGGCGCUUCAGCGCCCCAAGUGCUUCGUCGGAGAGCCGCAGGUGGCGGACCUGGCGGGCCGAGUCAUCGUCGGGAACGACACCCACGCCACCUUCGUACCCACGGAGGACGCGGAGCUCCGCAAGGUGCGGCUCCUUGAGAAGGCCCUGGUCGUGGAUCAGGCACGCCUCUUUGCGAGCGAGCUUUUUGUGCACUCCAUGCGCCCAGAGCAUUGGGCCGAUGCGCUGGGCACGCAUGCGAGUGAAGGCGUCGCCACUGACAGGGCACGGCGGGUCGUGCGAUCAACGUCCUCAAGCAGUGAGACCAUCGUGGCUGCAAUCUGCCGUGACUCGGGGCACAUCGUGGGCUUCUCGCGCGCUUCGGCAAGGCCAGGUGGCGAGCUCUACGUGGAGACGCUGAAGGUGCAGGCGGGCCAUGAGCUUCAGGGCAUUGCCAGGCUCAUGGUGCAGGCCGUCGAGAUCCGAGCCAGUCACAAAGGCUUCACAUGCAAGAAGUUGGGGUCCCGAUGCCUGCGCCGCAACUUGAAUGCCCAGCGCUUCUUCAAGCAGCUGGGCUUUGUGGUGUGUGAAAGUGAGCCUACCAAUGAGAACGAAAGCCCGCUUUCUGAUUGCAUCAAAUUCGAGCGACCGAUCGUGCGCCACCGAAUCUGCAGCAAAUCCUCGGCGUAG